CGCUGUUUUUCAAUAUGGUGAAGAUAUCGCUACAGAUAUGUGCCCAGCUGGAGAGAGUGACGGAACUGGAACCGGCUGACACUGAAGAUUUCGGUUGGUGCAUGAAGCUCCAGUGUAUGAAUUGUAAUGAAGAAACACCAGAUUUUGUUUUUGCCUCGUUAUCAGAGAGUACUGGUGUAACUGGAGGUAGGGGGUCAGCUAGUUUAGUUAUAAAAUGUAAAUUAUGUAAACGAGAAAAUUCUUUAGAUAUAAUAAGAGAUUCAUUAGGUAAAUAUAAUAUAGAGGAUGCUGGGAAAUUUAGAACUAUUGUCACGUUCGAUUGUCGUGGCGUUCAACCAACAGAUUUUAAACCUAAUGAUGGGUGGAAAGUGAAAGGGGAAGAGUCAAAUACACCUUUUGAAAUUGAUUUAACUGAAUUAGAAUGGUAUGAUUAUGAUGAGAAAGCUAGUGAGUCUGUCAGUGUCACAGAAUUUAAACAUCAAUUUAAAUAGUUUACUUUCCUUCCUGUGUUUUCAUUCUUUAUUCUUACAUUCAUUCAUUUUUCAAAUCGUUUGUCUUGUUUAGUAGCUUGUAUUGAAAGGGACAGAAUUACCACCUCUUCAACCAAUCGUUCCCAAGUCUUAGAAACGCAAAUUUUUCAGCUAAGCUAAUCAGUAAUAGUAUUCACAGCUCAGCUUCAAAACUCAAGCCUGCAAAUCGAUGUGUGUCUAGAAUUAUUCAUGUUUAUAGUUGAAAAUAUGAUUCGUUUUUUCGUGAGACUCAGCCAUAUAUAUAGAAAUAGGAAAAGAAAUUUUCUAGUUUGAGAUAUUCUUGAAGGAAUUAUGUGAUUUUUGUACAUUUCAUAGACUAUUUAUUUAUAUAUAUAUUUAAGGCCCAAAUCAACCCUCGAAAAUGACAAACAUGUCUCUUUAAGAGUUAAGAAGUUUCUAAAAACUCCUAUGUAAAACAUUGGCUCACAAAUAAAGAGAUCUGCUAGCUUGUUUAAUUUGCAAAAGUUAAUCUAAAUUUCUGAUAGUUAGCAGUUCUGAUGAUUUUGACCUACUUUGGCUACCUGGGCUAAAGAAAUGGGCAACACCAUGCAGUGUGCAAUGAAAAAUAUCAAAUCAUAACAUAAUAAAUUACUUUAUUGUAUAUUUGUAAAUAAAGCUAUUUUUAUCCAUA
This is a messenger RNA of Lottia gigantea (owl limpet), 1161 nucleotides long. RefSeq lists its product as hypothetical. Gene Ontology annotation, molecular function: zinc ion binding. Lineage: Eukaryota; Metazoa; Mollusca; Gastropoda; Lottiidae. The transcript has 7 exons. The record is from RefSeq and is a predicted model, not a curated record. The coding region runs from base 15 to 491 and encodes 158 amino acids.